AUGUUUGGGAAUGACACACCCAAUCGUUGUAUGCACGAUGCAUUAAACCACGAGUUGCAAAGAGAACAACAGUACGACAUUGAAGCAUUGGCCGAAACAGUUCGUACAAAUGUUCCAAAAUUAAAUCGACAACAAAGAAUUGCGUACGCCAAUUUGAUAGAAGCUGUGAACAGAGAAUCUGGUGGAAUUUAUUUCCUUGAUGCUCCCGGAGGAACCGGAAAAACGUUCUUAAUUUCAUUGCUUUUGGCGAGGAUCAGAUCGCGAAAUGAUGUAGCUCUAGCGUUGGCUUCAUCUGGAAUAGCUGCGACUCUGCUAGAAGGCGGGCGAACUGCACAUUCUGCCUUGAAAUUACCAUUAAACAUGCAAAUCAACGAAACACCAAUUGGCAACAUCGCCAAAAAUAGCGCAAUGGCCAAGAUCCUACAGGUGAUUUUCGUCAGACUCUUCCACUUAUUCCUCGAUCAACUGUUGCUGGUGAACCAAAUGCAUGCCUACAAUCAUCGAAUUUGUGGCGAUACGUAA
Molecule: messenger RNA, 522 nt
Organism: Agrilus planipennis (emerald ash borer)
Lineage: Eukaryota; Metazoa; Arthropoda; Insecta; Coleoptera; Buprestidae
Exons: 2
Coding region: 1-522 (173 amino acids)
Biological process (GO): DNA repair; telomere maintenance
Molecular function (GO): DNA helicase activity
Source: RefSeq, a predicted model, not a curated record